CGGACGGCAGGCGCAGACCGACGGAAGUGCCGGAGCUGUGACGCAGGGGUUGGGCAGGCUUCCACGAUGGAGGCAGGGUGAGCGCGAGUCAAGUUUGUUUCGUUUGUCAGCCAACGGGCGGCACACGUCGGUCCGUCAACAGCAACGUACCAGCUUCCAUGCACCAGCAGUGACGUCACAACCGCGGCGUAAGCAACAGGUCGAUUCCGUCACUCUCCAAAAUACGUCAGAGGUGUUCUCCCGCGCAUCUUUCGGUAUUAGCGUGCGGUGAUAUCAACUCGCGAACGAGCAAGCAACUCAGCUGGAAUACGUGCAACAGAUACAUUGGUUUGCGUUAGCGAGUGUAAUUUUUGUGGAAGUGUGUCAACAAAGUCGUGACGGACGUGUGAAAUUUUACUGUUACAAGUGAUUUGUGUGGAAGAAGAUAAUUCCUAGGGCAACAUCGUGUUAAUAUUCUCUGGAAAACAGAAGCAGGUUGUUAGGAAGAUUGUGUUUUUCGGCGCUAAGGAUUCGGAGAAGGAAAAUGACCGCCUCUUCAGCAGCUUUGUGGGUCUUUCUGCUCUUCAUUUUUCACCAGCUGAACACAGGUGUGUGCCAACAUGGGCUGCCAGGCAACCAGACGCCUCGGGUGCUGCGGGUGGACCGCAACUGGAACGUGCUCGCCUGGAUGCCCCCGGGCAGCCUGGUGACGUAUGCAACCGUCGACAGAAACGACGACCACCAGCUGGUCUUCCUGCUGGAGAAGCGCAUGCCUGACGACCCACCGCUGCCGUUCACCAUCGACAACGCCACCGGCGUCAUCUACACCAACGACACGCUCAAGGACUUGGUGGGGAAACCGCUGUACCUGUACGUGAAGGUGGACGACCCGUCGAGCCCGAUCAGCCUCAAGACGGAGGUGCGGGUUCGCGUCCUGAACGACACGUCGUCGGCCGGCGGCGCCAGCGACCUCCCCCGCUACCCCCCCGGGCUGCUGCAGCCACACUACCUGCCGGCGCCGCCCACGCUGCUGCCGCGCCCGGGUUCUGCGCCGGGCCCUGGACCCGGCACGGGGGCAGGGGUGGGGAUGGGGCUCGCCUUCAGCCGCAGGCCGCCCACCGCUACGCCCAACUACAGGACCACCAACACGACGACGUCGACGACGACAUCGACGCCGUCGCCUCCGGAGCCAUCGCCUUCGCCACCGUCACCGCUGCCGCCAGAUCUCAAUCCAGGUGGUACCGGCUCCGGAGGCGUGAGCGACAGCAGCAACAGCAGCAGCACGACCGCAUCCGCGGCCACGCCGCACCCCGUGCCCAGGGGCUCCUCCGCCGCCGCCACCGCCCCCGCGUCCACCCAAGUUCCGCCGGGCAGCGCGGCGCCGCCGUCCGACAUCGCCACCACGUUGGUACCCGUGACGUCAGUGCUCGCCCUCUUUGUGUUCGCUGGCGCCGCCUACGUGCUGCGCAAGCGAUACUGUGCACCGAGACCCAAGGGCAAGGACGACAUGAGGAAAGAGGUGUCUGUUUCUGGAGCGCCGCUGGAGGAACCCAUGGCACUCGGCCACUGGAGGGGACCACGAGCCCACAGCAACCGCUAUGAGGGUCGCGAAGGCGAGGAACCACACCCCACGACACAGCUGUCCAACGCUAAACCUGCUGACCGCUGGGAGUUUCCACGCCAUCGCCUGAAGGUGUUCAACAUCCUCGGAGAGGGCUGCUUUGGGCAGGUGUGGCGCUGUGAGGCUCUGGACAUUGAUGGUCGUGAAGGCCCCACUGUGGUGGCAGUGAAGACGCUGAAGGAGAACGCGACGGAGAAGGAACGAGCGGACCUGGUCCAGGAGCUGCAGGUGAUGAAGAUGCUGGAGCCACACCCUAACGUCGUGCGGCUGCUCGGCUGCUGCACGGAGAAAGACCCGCUGUUCGUCAUCAUGGAGUACGUGGCGCUGGGGAAGCUGCAGAGCUUCCUGCGCAGCUCCCGCGCCGAGCGCCACUACGGCAACCUGCACGGGCCCUCCAAGGCACUCACGUCGCGCGACCUGACCUCCUUCGUCUAUCAGGUCGCCAGGGGCAUGGAGUUCCUCUCCUUCAAAGGGAUAAUCCAUCGGGACCUGGCUGCUCGAAACGUCCUGAUAGGCGAGGACCACGUGUGCAAAGUGGCGGAUUUCGGCUUCGCGCGCGACAUCAUGUCGAGCCACGUGUACGAGCGCAAGUCGGAGGGCCGGCUGCCGAUCCGGUGGAUGGCGCCCGAGUCGCUGUACGACAACAUCUUCUCGGUGAAGUCGGACGUGUGGAGCUUCGGCGUGCUCAUCUGGGAGGUGGUGACGCUGGGCUCGACGCCGUACCCCGGCAUGGCGGCCGCCGAGGUGAUGCGGCGCGUGCGCGACGGCUAUCGCCUCGACCGGCCGGAGCACUGCCGGCGCGAGCUGUACAACAUCAUGUACUACUGCUGGGACAAGAACCCCAAGGAGCGGCCCGGCUUCGGCGAGCUGGUCGCCAUGCUGGAGCCGCUGCUGCUCGCCGAGACCGACUACAUCGAGCUGGAGCGCUUCCCCGACCACUCCUACUACAACAUGGUCAGCCUCAGCGACGAGAAGCUGUGACGUCAGGGCGGCGGCCGGAGACGGCCGCGAGGCGACGGCGACGGUGGCGGCGAAGGCGGCGGCGGCGGCGACGGCGACGACGACGACGACGACGACGACGACACCGCAGUCGACAGCUGGUCCUGCUGAGAGCUGCUCCUGUAGGUGCGGCCCUCGGGGCCAUCAAACAGCAGCUCCCGCACGUUCCUCGAGCAGUAACAGACCUUGUCCAGUGCAAAUAUGGCAACUCUGCUCAUGCAGACGCAGCUGCAGGCACUGGUUCAAGAAAUUUUCUGGGUUAUCAUACAGUGGCCAUCAUAGUGCAAUAUUCUCCUUUUCCCAAGAAGCCACUUAUCCAAGAUGACGCUAGGCAGAGGGAUUCUUCUCAGCAUCCAUCGAGAAGAAAGUUCGUGUUCGCCUGCCGAUAUAAACUCUAUCAUAAAUAUAUCUGAAGAGUCAACACCUUGUUUUGGAGAGACCUUUCAAAUGAUUACUAAGAUGUUCUUUAUUCCUCACUACACACGAUAUCCACGAGAUUUAUAAAACUGAAAUGAGGAAUUUCAGCAUUUAAUAGGUUACAAAAACUAAGUACUUCGCUUCCCUGUUGAUCCUCUUAACUUUGUUUACUCCCCAGAUACUGAAACUACUUUCCUUGAUGAAUGAUUUAUCCAUUAUAUAUCUACAUAAAAGAGAAGUACUCGUAUAAAAAUCAUCAAACGUGCAAUAACAUGUUCUCAUAAAACAGCCAGGAAAUACUCUCUGAGCACAAAUACAUACUUUGUCUUGUUAUCAGUGAUUAGGCAGUGAAUGUAAUAUUGCCCUUAUUGCUGUACCUCCUGACUAGCCCAUAUACCAGUUACUUCUCCUUAGCACAUAACAGAAAAAAUUGUUGAGUGGUGUUUUUUUUAUCUGCAAUCUUUUGAAUCCUAGUGAUAAAAGCAGUACACUGGCAAAAAAUGAAAACGCAUAUUUUUCUUCUCUGUCUUGGUAGACAAAAGCACUAAUGCUAACCUACACCGAACUAUACAAAAUUAGUGUACAAACUAUUGUCAGCGAAAAAAACAUUUAAAAAACACAUUAAGAAUAUAAAAAGUUACUAGAUCACAGUCUAUGUGAUACCCUGCACAGCACAAUAAAAUUAUUCAUUGGUAGCUAGUUUACUGUGCCAUCACCAGUUGCUAUAUAGUGUGAUCUCAAAUACCUUUCUCCACUCCAUUCAUAUCAACAUUUUAUUAUAUUUAUGUAACACACAUUUAGUUCAUCAAAGACUAUGCAUCACAUUUUCAUCAGGUAGAAGCAGUUUAUCUACUAUCGCAGCUUUUUCUGCAGUAGAGUUUCUCUCACCUUGCAAUUUGUCAGCUAGCAGCAGUGUAGAAAUCUUUAUAAUUUUUGCAUGCACUCUGUUCUAAGCUUGAAACACUGGUAUUUUUUUUGUUUUUUUUUGCAUGUAUGAAGUUAUAUAUGAAAUUUUGCUAUUUACAUGCUUUAGCCCAACUUACUCAAUUGCUUUCAUGAAGUUAUUUUUACAUAAAGUACUUCAAAUCUGACCAAGUCAUAUUUGUCAGCCCUUAAAGCGACAAUUUAUCUUUUCAUGCAGCUAGUAGAGAAGCUAGAAACAUUGGAUGCACUAUUUAGUCCCCAUCUGAUAGUGAAAACUAAGAGCUUGUAUCUUCACUUGCAACUUACACAGUAUGCAGAACACUGUAACAAUCCUUUCUUCAUUUAUAUGUUACCCGACUGUGCUUUUGGUAUAUUCCACACUGUGGUAAGGGCCGGAAGUGGGCAGCUUCAAAGUUGUUUUCAAUUAAAACUCUAUUUCUGACGAAACAUUCCUCAUAACACAUUCCUUCUCUAGAUGCUAUUAGAAACAGAACUGUCUAUAAAUUGAUGUUGAGGGACUUUUUAAUCAUUCACGGGUAAAUUUGGGUCUAAAAAUAAAUUCUACCCGAACUGAUGAACGCCAGUUAUAGUGUAAAGAGAGUGAUAAGGAUGGGCUAACAUUUUAGUUAUGUUUGUUGCUAUAUUACUGAAGUGUACUCAAGAAGUCCCCUUUCUCAGUUCGAAUGCUGAUGAAGUAAAUGGGAAUUCCACAAAAAAUUGAAAGUGACUAUGUAUCAUGGUGAUGCUGAAUUACUAAAGACAGAACCAAACAUGAAAGACUGUUAAUUAUGUAGUACAACCAUACUUACUAGGUCUUUUAAUAAACCUCAUUUAGAUUUAAGUUGUUAUAAAAUAUAAGCUUUAUGUGUGACUGAUAUUGUACAGGUUGAAAUAAUGGCUUGUGAAAUCCUGCAUUUAACUUUGCAGUUACUUCAUGAGUGUUUAUUUGUACAGACAACAUCUUAUUUAUUUUGUUGAAUCUGUUGUGUAUAAAAGGUAAGGUCACUGUGAUAAAAUGUAAAAAACUGUUUUUCCAUUUUGAUAAUUAUGUUGUAAUAUUCACAAGUGUUUUCUAAUAAAUUGCAGCAGUUUGAAGUAAUUAAAAUUUUAAUGCUCACGACUA
Schistocerca serialis cubense is the source of this 5063-nucleotide messenger RNA. RefSeq names its product tyrosine kinase receptor Cad96Ca (gene Cad96Ca). Bases 524 to 2581 code for a protein of 685 amino acids. Gene Ontology annotation, biological process: protein phosphorylation; cell surface receptor protein tyrosine kinase signaling pathway; positive regulation of kinase activity. The record is from RefSeq and is a predicted model, not a curated record. The transcript has 9 exons. Gene Ontology annotation, cellular component: membrane; signaling receptor complex. Gene Ontology annotation, molecular function: transmembrane receptor protein tyrosine kinase activity; calcium ion binding; ATP binding. Lineage: Eukaryota; Metazoa; Arthropoda; Insecta; Orthoptera; Acrididae.